UUAGCAAGGUAGUGGAGAAAAGAGAGAAACAAAGAGAGAGAUGAAUGCUAAUUUGAGUUCCUUCUUGAUCUCUAUAGUAGUCUUUGGAUCACUUCUAGGAGUUUGUCAUGGAGCGGAGUUGAGAAAACAUUUUUACAAGGAUAGUUGUCCCCUGGCUGAGGACAUUGUGAAGGAAAUCAUUUGGAAACGUGUGGCAAGCAAUUCAACUUUGCCUGCCAAGUUUCUGAGGAUGCAUUUUCAUGAUUGUUUUGUCAGGGGUUGCGAUGCCUCUAUAUUGCUAGACUCUACAGCAAAUAACCAGGCUGAGAAGGCAGCAAUUCCAAACCUAUCUCUGGGAGGAUUCGAUGUAAUAGAUGAGGUGAAGACAGAGUUAGAGAAGACCUGUCCUGGAGUAGUUUCUUGUGCAGAUAUCAUUGCUUUGGCUGCUAGAGACUCAGUUUCCUACCAAUUUCAGAGGCCAAUCUGGGAAGUACUUACCGGAAGAAGGGAUGGAAGCAUAUCACAUAAGUCAGACUCAGAGGUCCGCGCCAACAAUAUCCCAUCACCACUCUUCGAUUUCAGUAGCCUAAAACAAUCUUUUGCCAACAAAGGUCUCACAGUUCAUGAUCUUGUUGUUUUAUCAGGUGGACAUACAAUUGGUGUUGGGCAUUGCAAUUUCUUCAGCAACAGGCUAUACAAUUUCACAGGAAAAAAUGAUGCAGAUCCUUCUCUAAACUCGACCUAUGCUGCUUUCUUGAAAACCCAAUGCAAAAACCUCUCAAACAAAAUAACUAUCGUACCAAUGGAUCCUGGAAGCCCCCUAUCCUUUGACAACAACUACUUCAAAAACUUGAAGCUGAAUCAAGGUCUUUUCCAAUCUGAUGCUGCACUUUUAACCAACAAUGAAGCUACCAAUACUGUCGAUGAGCUGCUUGACUCUCAAGAUUUUUUCACGGAGUUUGGUCAAUCGAUGAAGAGGAUGGGAGCCAUUCAUGUGCUUACAGGAAGUUCGGGAGAGAUUAGGAAGAAGUGUAAUGUGGUUACAGUGUUUGGGCUUCUAGGAGUUUGUCAUGGACAGUUGAGAAUGCAUUUUUAUGAGGAGAGUUGUCCCCAUGCUGAGGAAAUUGUGAAGGAAAUCAUAUGGAACCGUGUGGCAAGCAAUUCAACUUUGCCUGCCAAGUUUCUGAGGAUGCAUUUUCAUGAUUGUUUCGUCAGGGGUUGUGAUGGCUCUGUACUGAUAGACUCUACCCCAAAUAACCAGGCUGAGAAGGCAGCAAUUCCAAACCUAUCUCUGGGAGGAUUCGAUGUAAUAGAUGAGGUGAAGACAGAGUUAGAGAAGACCUGUCCUGGAGUAGUUUCUUGUGCAGAUAUCGUUGCUUUGGCUGCUAGAGACUCAGUUUCCUACCAAUUUCAGAGGCCAAUUUGGGAUGUACUUACCGGUAGAAGGGAUGGAAUCAUAUCGCGCCAGUCAGAGGCCCUUGCCAACAUCCCAACACCAUUCUUUAAUUUCACCACCCUGAAACAAUCUUUUGCUAACAAAAGCCUCACAGUUCAUGAUCUUGUUGUUUUAUCAGGUGGACAUACAAUUGGUGUUGGGCAUUGCAAUUUCUUCAGCAACAGGCUAUACAAUUUCACAGGAAAAAAUGAUGAAAAUGAUGAAGAUCCUUCUCUAAACUCAACCUAUGCUGCUUUCUUGAAAACCCAAUGCAAAAGCCUCUCAAACAAUGUAACUUUUGUGCCAAUGGAUCCUGGAAGCCCCCUAUCCUUUGACAACAAUUAUUUCAACAUCUUGAAGCAAAAGGAAGGUCUUUUCCAAUCUGAUGCUGCACUUUUAACCGACAGUGAAGCUACCUACAAUGUCAAUGAGCUGCUUAACUCUCAGAAUUUUUUCACGGAGUUUGCUCAAUCGAUUAUGAGGAUGGGAGCCAUUCAAGUGCUUACAGGAAGUUCGGGAGAUAUUAGGAAGAAGUGUAGUGUGGUGAAUCCUUGA
Quercus lobata is the source of this 1969-nucleotide messenger RNA. RefSeq lists its product as uncharacterized. Gene Ontology annotation, biological process: response to oxidative stress; hydrogen peroxide catabolic process. Bases 41 to 1969 code for a protein of 642 amino acids. The record is from RefSeq and is a predicted model, not a curated record. The transcript is spliced from 8 exons. Gene Ontology annotation, molecular function: peroxidase activity; heme binding. NCBI's taxonomy places the organism in Eukaryota, Viridiplantae, Streptophyta, Magnoliopsida, Fagales, Fagaceae.